Messenger RNA from Scedosporium apiospermum, 2622 nucleotides. RefSeq lists its product as uncharacterized. Bases 1 to 2622 code for a protein of 873 amino acids. NCBI's taxonomy places the organism in Eukaryota, Fungi, Ascomycota, Sordariomycetes, Microascales, Microascaceae. The record is from RefSeq and is a predicted model, not a curated record. The transcript is spliced from 2 exons.
AUGGUCGCCUCUUACACGAACUUCGGCCUGGCCAGAUUCUCGACUCUGCGCAACUUUCUCGUCCGCGUCUCGAUUUGCUUCGUCCUACUUUCAAUCACCUUUCAAUAUAUUCACCGAGCGCGCCAUGACGCAUACAAAUGCAAGUCAAUUCUUCAUUCUGGCUCCUGGGCGACUAGUCCCGACCCAAAGCGACCCUUUCUCCACUGGACCCCUGACGACGGCACCUUACACGAAUACUCUCGCGACGACACAGUCUCAUGUCUCCGAGGCCGGCGCAUCAUUUUCGUAGGCGACUCUUGGAUGCGUCAGCUCUACUGGGCAGCCGCCAACCACCUCGACCACUUUAAGCAGGAACUGGCGACGCUAGAUUUCCACCUCUCCGAAGACAAAGAGACGAACCUGUCCCUCGAAGCCGAGGGCGUGAGGCUCGAGUACAUCUGGGAUCCGUGGCUGAACUCGACGUCGUUUGCGCGCGAGCUGGUGCCCUUCAAACCACAUGCUGGCGGGACGAAGCGCAAGGAUGCGCGGAAGGAUGCGCCAGCACUGUUGGCGGUUGGGUCGCCGGGGUUGUGGGCGACGCGACAUGGAGGCGCGGAGUACAUGGAUCUCUUCCGGGCGGGCGUCGACCCUUUGUUGCCUUACCUGAAUGGGGAGCUCUAUCCAGCUUCGGCGCCUUGGUUGGCCGCGCAGCCACAUUCCUUUGCGUCUAUUCCAAAUCAAUUGGUCGUUGUUCCGGCUCCGACGCCGUUUUAUAAAAGGUUGACGCCGUCCCGGAAGCAGACCAUGACCCCCGAAAAGUUUCACGCGAUGAACGGCUACUUGCGAAGCCUUCCCGGAUCGGCGCAGUCGCAUAUCCCGUGGGGGUUUAACCAGAUGACCGAGGGUAAUGAGGAUGCAUAUAACGUCAAUGGAGUCCAUGUCACCAAGGAUGUACGGGAGAGAGCCGUCAACGUCUUGUUGAAUGUGCGGUGUAACGCUGGUCUUCCUGCCGACGUCGCGGGAGCCAAACCGCUCGCUUGCCGGGCGACAGCUAGGCCCAAUUUUGUACAGAUUGCCAUUUUGCUUAUUGGGAUUGUUGCGACGCCUAUAGCUUUGAUAAAGGCACGGGGUGAGACCGUAACGGAUAACUGGGUGUGGAUGCUGGUUGCGCCACUUUCUCUGGCGGCGAUGCUGAGCUACCUGGCCGAUAGGACACACAUGUUCACUGGCGUGAAUCGUGUAUGGGACUCGACGCAGUUUAUCUGGAGAUUCAUCGGAUUCAUUGUUCUUGCGUUCAUGACACUUACACCCCGUCAACAACAGAGACCGUCGACAAAGAACCCGCCUGCGCUAGCGCGCGAAUACUCGGAUGAGUUCAAGGGAAUACUACAGGCCCUCAUCCUGCUCUACAGCCAGCAGGACGGAGACUCGAGUCUAGGUGCCUACAAAGUCUUCCGCCUUGCCAUCGCCGGAUAUAUUUUCCUCUCUGCGUACGGCCACGCGACUUACUUCCUGACGACAAAUGACUACUCGCUUCGCAGAGUUGCGACUGUAUUGCUCCGGCUCAACCUCAUGAGCUGCCUCCUCGCUUUUACUCUUUCCACGCCAUGGACAACAUAUUAUUUCGCCCCGCUCAUUUCGUUCUGGUUCCUGACUACCUUCACGAUCAUCGCCUCCCAUAAACAUUCCAACGAGGAUCUCCUCUCCCUCUUCCUCAAAACCGCCGCCGGCGCGCUCUUCGUGAACGUAGCAUUCCUACACCUUGGCCUUCUCGAAACCCUCUUGAGCCUCGCAAACAUAAUCUUAGGCACCUCCUGGGACGGAGGCAGAAUGGCCCGAGAACUAGCAUUCGACAGCAUAACCCCAUUCAUUGGCAUCAUCUCCGCCGGCGUCGUCCACCGCGCCGCGCAACUCCGGAACCGCGAGUUUUCACCGCCACCUAGCUUCCACCAUGCGCCCCCUUCGGAUUCCUUCUCUGCAUUUCUCGACGACGUAAUCAUCGCCAUAUCCGGCCAUGGACACUCCCGGUUUGAAAACGGAAAAUUAGCCAAGAAGAUAUUUACCGUCUUUACGGCCGCCGUCCUCGGCCUGGUGGGCUUCAUCCUCUUGUCGGACGUGGUAAUUCGGUACCGAGAUACCUACGAAAACUGCCACCUUUUCCUCUCGUGGAUUCCGAUUCUCUGCGUGUUAUACCUCCGCAGCACUCAGAACGGACCAUACCUCGCCCUCCCGGCAUUCCUGGGUAAGAUUCCCCUAGAACUAUAUCUCCUCCACCACCACGUGUGGCUCAUAGACAGCGGCACCCGCCUCCUCACCAUCUGGCCGCGUAAAGUCCCCUCUUCCCUCUUAUCCCAGGCCCUAUUCUCCUUUCAGCGCGUCCCCAUAACGGUGGCCUUCAUCUGGAUCGCGGCAAAGUGCCACGAGGCUACGCGCCUCGCUGUCAAUGCCAUUCUCGGCGUCUCCGACGAGGGGAACGACGCCGAGGUUUUGGACGCGGAUUUGUUGGAGAGUAAGGGCGCGGAGGUGAAGCUUCAGAGGGCGCAGAUGGGCUGGCGGGAUGUUAGUGGGAGGCUGGGUCUUUUGUUAAUGGUUGUUUGGGGUGCACCCCGUUUGUGGAGUUUGAGCGUGGGAUUCUUUUUUUAA